Dromaius novaehollandiae (emu) is the source of this 3235-nucleotide messenger RNA. It is a transcript of the gene RTN1, whose product is annotated as reticulon 1. Lineage: Eukaryota; Metazoa; Chordata; Aves; Casuariiformes; Dromaiidae. Gene Ontology annotation, biological process: brain development; neuron differentiation; endoplasmic reticulum tubular network formation. The transcript is spliced from 9 exons. Gene Ontology annotation, cellular component: endoplasmic reticulum membrane; neuron projection; postsynaptic density. The record is from RefSeq and is a predicted model, not a curated record. The coding region runs from base 191 to 2476 and encodes 761 amino acids.
AAGCCAUUUUCACCUGCGUAAUAAGCGCUAGCGGAGAUACAGCGGCAGCAGCGGCGGCAGCUCCGAGUCCCCUGCAGCCGGCAGGCUCCAGCGCGGCGGCGGCAGCACCCAGCCCUCAGUGGCCACCACAGCUUUCUGCAGCUCCCGCUGCAGCUGAGAGCCGGAGCCCCGCGGGCACCUUGCAGGCAGCAUGUCAGCCCCGCCGGACCCCCAGGACCUGCUGCUGGCGGGCGCCAGCGGGCACUGGGCUGCGGCCGGGGCGGACCAGUUUGCAACUGGGGCUCCGCUGCGGGAUGGGGAUGGGGCUCAGCAGCGGGAGCAGCUGGUUUUCGGCUCCGCCAGGGAACACCCGCCCGUUGCCAUGGCGACUGCAUCCCCAGGUGGCAUGGCCUCAUCGCACCUCUUCGACUACGGCUCCACCACGGCCACGAACGGAGGUGACACCUCCUUCUACACGUCUCUGAUUUCAGAUGUCCACUACACCACUCCACGGGACUCCACCUACUUCACGGGCAUUUAUCAGCAGGAGAACAGCCCCAUUCCCUGCUCGGGCAGCACGGAAGGGUUUAAUACACUGGGGCAUCCUGUUCAAGAUGUGACUGGAUUUGAGUCCCGCGGCUUGUUUAGCUCAGAUUCGGGAAUAGAGAUGACUCCUGCAGAAUCUACUGAGGUCGAUAAAACCUUAGCAGACCCCAUGAAAGUAGAAGCUUAUAAAUAUAUGGACAUGAGUAGAUCAGAAGAAAUAAAAUACCAAGAAAAACGUGACCCAGACUCAGAAGCUGAGAGCCCAGGCCUUAUCGAUAAGUAUCAUGGAAUAUCAGCCAAGUCCGACCAAGCUGCUGAACCUCUGAGGAUGGAUUUGGAGGGCACAAAGGCAGCCAAAGAGCAAGAAGACCCACUUGAAGAUGAAAGAUUUGGUGAUCAGCACAGUGCCUCCGCAGUGACAGCGCCCGUGAAGAUCACCCUCACUGAGAUAGAAAGCACGGGGGAGCCUGCCAGCAAAGAGACGAGUCCAACUAAACCAGAAACCGGCCUGAAACCGAGCCACGAGGUGGUUCCAACCGUGACCGUGUCAGAGCCAGAGGACGACAGCCCGGGGUCCGUCACGCCGCCGUCGUCUGGCACAGAACCGUCCGGCUCAGAAUCGCAAGGCAAAGGCAGCCUGUCGGAGGACGAACUCAUCAGCGCCAUCAAGGAAGCCAAGGGCUUUUCCUUCGAGGGCUCGGAGGCGCCGCGGUCGGCGAGUCUCUCGGCCGAGAAGCCCGAGCAGCGGGCGAAGCCCGGGCGCCCCGCCGUGCCCUCGCCCCUCGACAACGAGGCCAGCAGCGCCGAGUCGGGGGACUCGGAGAUCGAGCUGGUCUCGGAGGACCCGCUGGCGGCCGAGGAAGCGCUGCACUCCAACUACAUGACCUUCAGCCACAUCGGGGGCCCCCCGCCGUCGCCCGCCUCCCCCUCCAUCCAGUACAGCAUCCUGCGGGAGGAGCGCGAGGCCGAGCUCGACAGCGAGCUCAUCAUCGAGUCGUGCGACGCCUCCUCGGCCUCCGAGGAGAGCCCCAAGAGGGAGCACGACUCCCCCCUGAUGAAGCCCCUCAUCAUGGACAUCAUCAAGGAAGAGAACGGCUCGCGGGCCGACCCCUCAGACUAUGAAGUAAGUAAAACGACAGAGAGCAGGAUGAACAGGGAAAACCUGGCAGAUUCUGCGUCCUACCUGAAAUGCUCUUUUGUCGCACCGAAAGCGAGCGCCGAGCCCCCGACCUCGGCCGUCAGCACCGAGGAGCUGAAGGAGAGAAUAACCCUGAAGAAACCCAUAGAAGAAACAGUCGUUAACCAAAGCAAAGUGUCUUCCAAGGACUCUGGGAAAAGAAGUCCCUUGGCUUCACCCCUGCUGCCAUUUUUGAAUAAGCAGAAAGCUAUCGAUCUGUUGUACUGGCGUGACAUCAAGCAGACAGGGAUAGUGUUCGGGAGCCUCCUGCUGCUGCUCUUCUCCCUGACCCAGUUCAGCGUCGUCAGCGUCGUGGCCUACCUGGCCCUCGCCGGUCUCUCAGCCACCAUCAGCUUCAGAAUCUACAAAUCGGUCCUACAGGCCGUGCAGAAGACGGAUGAGGGCCAUCCUUUCAAAGCCUACUUGGAGAUGGAAAUGAAUCUUUCACAGGACCAGAUUCAGAAAUACACAGACUGCCUCCAGCUAUACGUCAACAGCACAGUCAAAGAGCUGAGGAGACUCUUUCUUGUUCAGGACCUCGUGGAUUCCUUAAAAUUUGCAGUACUAAUGUGGCUGCUGACUUACGUGGGAGCCCUCUUCAAUGGCCUGACUCUUCUGAUAAUGGCUGUGGUGUCUAUGUUUACUCUACCUGUUGUAUAUGACAAGUACCAGGCACAGAUUGAUCAAUACUUGGGACUUGUGCGGACCCACAUAAACACUGUUGUGGCAAAGAUUCAGGCUAAAAUCCCAGGUGCUAAGAGAAAGGCAGAGUAAAGCAGACAUCAAGAACAUCAUCAACUACAGUAGUGAAUAAUGGGGGAAUCUGGAGUGAAAUAUCUCUGUUCUUACACCUUACUGCAAAAUUAUUGUUCUUUUUUUUCUCAACAUCAUAAUCUUAGAAACAUAAAAAUCAGAAGCAGUGCUUUUCCCCUGCUGCUUCUGCACUUAGAAUAUUUGCAAUCACUUGUGUCAAGCACUAAAGUAUAGUAAAGAGAAAAGUGUACUAGAUGUGUUUUUUUGUGUUGCUUAUAAAGUGCAUGAUGGUGAGAGCCUAAAUAAUAUUGACCUUUUUUAUUUUAUUUUUUUAGUGUUUUUCCUUCUUCUAUUGGCAUCGCUUCUAUAACUUUUAAUGUUACAUGUGGCUAGGGGCUUUCCUGCUUAGCGCACUGAUGCAAUAGUUAAAAUUGCUUCUACGUCACUGGGUUGCUGGUUGGAUUCAUCUUUAUUAACUAUAUAGAAUUGUAGACUGAUGUUUUAGUGUUUUCCAGCACAAAUAAAAUAAACAGUAAUCAGUACUUAUAGUAAUCAGUUUUGUAUAACUCAAAAAAAUGAAAACAAAACCCAGUACUUUUGUCGUAAGGGAUUGACAGGCUAAUUUACAUGUAUGGUAACUGGAAAGUUCCAGCUUGUUAAAUUUAUUACAAUUUGUAUUACAUUCUCUGUAGUUCCUAAUGGACUUAAUUAUGGACUCUGAAUAUUUGCACUUAUGUACUUGAUACCGAAUGCAGAAAUAAAUGUUACUAAAUGUAAAAA